Zerene cesonia (dogface butterfly) is the source of this 3295-nucleotide messenger RNA. RefSeq names its product calcium release-activated calcium channel protein 1 (gene Orai). Gene Ontology annotation, biological process: store-operated calcium entry. The record is from RefSeq and is a predicted model, not a curated record. NCBI's taxonomy places the organism in Eukaryota, Metazoa, Arthropoda, Insecta, Lepidoptera, Pieridae. Bases 464 to 1126 code for a protein of 220 amino acids. Gene Ontology annotation, cellular component: membrane. Gene Ontology annotation, molecular function: store-operated calcium channel activity. The transcript has 4 exons.
GACAGUACAAUAUGAUAAUACUUUGACAUAAAGCUUGGCUUGAUGAAUCGUGUAUGUAAUGGUAAAAGUGUAUUUAAUUAAAUAAAAAAGCAGGGCUUUUACAAACUGUGGUGGUAUUACAAAUAAGAUAGCUUUUUAAAUUAUUUGAAAAACUUAAAUUAUCGGCUUCCUACAAAGUUCCUAUAUAUUAUUGUAUGGAAACACGUACAACUAUUAGUAUCAAGUGACCUCGUCGGCUUGAAGGUCUAUCGUGCACUUGUUUAGGUAUGUCGGUUUGGUCAGCCAGUACUGUCGGCAAUAAUUAUCACUGCGGGCAUCCUCCCAGUCGAUAUAGUCAUUCUAACAAUUGGUGUCCAAAUUUUACCAAGAGAAGUGACAGGUAUUUUUAAAAGGGUUGGUAAAAUUGAUUUGCAGUGAACAUUGAAGAAUAAUUCCACUUUAAAGUAAUCAGCACAAGUGCGUGAUGUCGAACGAACCAGCCAUACAGUCAGAUGAUGCCCUUCACACACCAGCUUAUUUAUCAUGGAGGAAAUUGCAGUUGAGUCGCGCAAAACUGAAAGCAUCUAGUAAAACGUCAGCACUAUUAUCUGGAUUUGCAAUGGUUGCCAUGGUAGAAGUACAAUUGAACACACCAACAAAUGUUCCACCUGGUAUGUUGGUAGCAUUCACAGUAUGUACCACAUUGCUGGUUGCUGUGCAUAUGCUGGCACUCAUGAUUAGCACCUGCAUCCUACCAAAUAUCGAAGCCAUCGGGAACCUUCACAGUAUAUCACUUGUACAUGAGUCUCCACAUGAAAGGCUGCAUUGGUAUAUAGAAAUAGCCUGGGCGUUUUCGACCCUCCUUGGCCUUAUCUUAUUCCUAGUAGAAAUAGCGAUACUAUGCUGGGUUAAAUUCUAUGAUCUUAGUCCACCAGCUGCCUGGUCAGCUUGCGUUCUCUUGAUACCCGUAAUGAUUAUAUUUUUAGCGUUUGCAAUACAUUUUUAUAUGUCACUGGCGACACAUAAGUAUGAGGUUGUCACUUCAGGCAUAAAAGAGCUGGAAUUUCUUAAAGAACAAAUAGAGUUGGGCGACCAUGACUCGCGUAUGAAUAAUAUGUCGCUGUUAGAUCAGGCUCGAGUUGUCUGAGUCUGGUUAUGUGUUUUAGUGGGAUUGUUAGUUUUAUUUUAAUAUGGCAAUUUUGAUAAUGUAUUGAAUUUUGAAUUUUUAUAUUGUUAUUAUAGAUGCAGUAUGCAAAAACCUUAGGUACUUAAGUGCUAAUGUAUUGCUGCACAAUAUUGAAACCCAAUUAACUUGGUUUGUCUAGAUUUCCAUUUUUUACCUUUUUACUUCUUCCUUUUUUCGACUUUGACUGAAUCUCUACUUAUUUGUAUGUAAAUUGGUGUAUGGAAGAUUUAUUUCAAGUAUAUAUAAUAUUACAGUUUAAUUUUUAAUUAGGUUUCCGCUCGCGGCUCGUCCGCUUGGACUACAAAAUUACAUACUUCGUAUUCGGUAAAAAGUGGCAGUAUGAAUUUUUUUAAGAACUCCAGAUGCGUAUGGAUCGUCAACUAUUUAUUUUAGCAAAAAACCUAUUUAGAAACCUAAAUUUCAUUUCUAAAGACCCCUCUAGUUAUACCUCGUUCGAUUUUAUAUUCGCAAAUUUAUGUUUAAUCACUCGGUUAGGUUAGGUUAACAUAUGGAUAGCCACCCCUAAAAAUUAUGUUGUUGUAUGAAAGUGAGCCUAUAAGUUAAACCUAGCCCCUGCCCAGUGAUGUUAACGUAAUUGACGCACAUACAAUCAAGAAAAUAUAAAAAAUACAAACCAUUGUUUUGGGGUGUAUAAAAAAUAGAUUUUGCGUAGCAAUCACUUCCUCUAAAAUAAUGUUUAAUAUGAAGAAAUGAUUUACUGUUUUAUUAUAAAUUAUGUAUUGAUAAUAUAUUGACUUAAAUAUUUUAUAUAGUAUUAGAUUCUCAAAAAUAAUACGAAUAAUUAAUUGACUGAUACUAAUCAGUUAAGAAAAUCUAGAAAACUCUAUUUUAUUAAAAUUUUGUAUAUAAACGUACAUUUCAUUAGUGCACGUUUUGAAAUGAACUUGAAAUUUUACCAUCAUUCAUUGAUAAUGAAACUUCCAAAUUAGAUUUAUUUUUUGUGUAUUUAGUUUUAAUUAUUUUUUUAUUAUCAAUUAUUAGAAUUAUAUUGGGCAUUAGUAAAAUGUAAUAUUAUUUGAAAAUAAAUAUUCUACAAAUCAAAUAGGUAAUGCUGCAAGUAUAAUAAAGUGAUUUUUUUAUGACUAGACAGUAGACCUUAUUAUACGAUCAAUUAUAAAAUUCGAAAUACAAAGGUGUAAGUGCAAUACGGAAUAUCAAUAUAGUUCAUACAUAGUACUUAUCGCUAAUACCCUCGUGGAUUUCAGUUUACGUAAUAUUUGAUAAUUUGAUUUUAGAUCAUCCAGUGAAUUUUACAUUAAAAUGGAAUCAGACCUUUUUAAUGUGUCUCGGAAAAGAGGAAAGACAGUUAAUGAAAUUUGUCUUGACCUCUGGUAAGAAAUAAUAACGAAAGUUGAAGUUGAAAUAGUUUCUUCACCCUAAUUGCAGUACUUAAUUUUUAUAUUUAAAUGUAUAUAAAAUAUUUUUUUAAGCGAUUAGCACACUGCCAUGCACCAUUCUGUGUAGAGCGUGAAUACACUCGUAAGACUUUAACGUUGCUUGUUGUGUUGUUGCUUUGUAACGAAUACCUACACACACACACACAGGCUACACUGCAUGGUGCGUGGCAGUGUGUUAAUCAUUUUAAUAUUUAUAAAUGUUGAAAAACAAUUUCAAUAUGGCCAGAAAUGACAAAUCUGAUCAAACUGCUUCAAAGUAAUCUCAAAUAAUUUACGAAAAAAGUUCAAGUUCAAGUUCUGUCUAUUCCUAUCCUACCACACGAGCAGAUAAACUAGCUAAACUAGGUACUUGAAGUAAGAGCAUAGUGAAUUUUUCGGGUGGUCUAUUUAAUUAAACUGAUUAAAAUAAUAAUUAUUCUCCUGGCUUGGUCCAAGAUGUUCAAAUUUACUAGUAUCUUGGCCCAAGCCUGUUGUAUAAUUACCAUAUAACUUCACUUCAGAUAAGUUCAUUUUAUUGUACAAUUAUGGUUCAAAAGGAAUACUUAAGUAAUGUAAUUAUUGAAAUAUGCUGUGAUAGACAAAUGACAGUAAAUCCCUGUCAGUUUAAUAUAAGAUUUUAUUAAAAUUUACAUUGUAUUAAGAAUUUGUAUGAUUGAUAAAACUAAUGAUCUGGUAAAAGUUCCGAAGUAAAUUACAUUUGAUCAAUACAAUA